UCAACAAAUAUAGCCAAUGCCACGGAAAGCUUCGGGGUGAACUUCCCGCCUGCGUCAGUCUUGCAUGAGCUGCCCGAACCCAUUCAGCGACGCUUGCUCAACUCUUGCGUGACCGGGGGCCGCACUAUGAGGGAUAUUUAUGGCGCGACACCGAUCUUCGUCGUGGUUGCGGCCAUUCGCCACGGCCCCAGCAUCCUGGCCUCCAACCUGUCUCAGAACAUCACCAACAAGGCAGUCAUCUCGGCGCUGCUGCUCACCUUCAACUACCCCGCGCUCUUCCAGGCAGCUGAGCAGCAGGCAGACCCCACAACCGCGGAGGGUGGCGGCUUGUUCCAUGCCUACUUCUUCUUCCAGAUGACGUCCGUGCUCUGCGCCUUUGCGGUCAUGCUAUCAGCCGCCAUCUUCGUGUCUCACGUGCUGCGCACCGGCCAGCAGGUGGACUCCCUUAUCACCUAUCUGAGCCAGGCGCUGUGGGUGGACAACACCUUCAACGAGGCAGUGUUCAUUGCGCAGUGUCUCUUCACGAUUCUGGCGGUAGUGCUGUACGUCUGUCUCAACUACCCGGGGACACUGGCUUGGGUGCUGACAGGCCUAUGCGGGCUCCUGGCGCUCAGUCUGGUGCUGAUGCUGCUGUGGAGCACGAGCAUCUUCCAUGCGACCGGCCAGCGCGAGUGGGACGAGCUGGUGGCGGCGGAGGACGAGUUCCGGGCCUACGCGAAAGCAGAGGCGGCGGCGCACUCCGACAGCGGUGGCGGCGGCGGUACGGCAGUCGUUGGGGUUGCGAACCUGAAGGGCGGCGUUCACACUGAGAAGGUGGCGGUGGCGGCCACGAAACCACGCGUCGCGGCGGGCAUUGGCUCCGAUGGUGACGAGAGCUGAAGAGCGACAGGCAGGCGUUGGAAGGGGCGGGGCAGGCGGUGGCAGGGGGCAGGGACGUGGCACGGGACGUGGUGGAGGGCGUGGCACGGGGCGGACAGUGUCAACGCUGGGUGAUGAGACUGAUGACUUCAGAGGUGGGCACUCGCGGUCGAAGAGUGCCAGGUAGUCAUGUUUGGGGGAGGGAAGCGCCAGGCUAGCUCUGGGGCCUAGAAGUUAGAGGCCUGCCAACAGAGCUGCACGGCCCACUGAGUGAGAAGAUAAGUGGCUUGUGCUGCUCGUGUGCACCUUUGCAGUACCAACGUGCGCACUGCCGGUGUGCGCGCGCGCGCGUGUGUGUGUGUGUGUGUGUUAAAAAACGAAACGAAAGCCCGUGUGUGUGUGUGUGUGUGUGUGUGUGUGUGUGUGUGUGUGUGUGUGUGUGUGUGUGUGUGUGUACAGGCAGCACAGGCAGUACAGGCAGUAUGUCUUGGUAUGCAUGUCAGGCUGAUGCGCGUGCCUCUGGAUACUGCGGGUUGGCGAGGGCGCCGCGCCAGCCACCCAAGCUGAAGUUUAGUGGUCAUCGUGAAAGGGCAUUGAUGGAUGAUUCCCGUUAUUGAGGGUUUGCGAGCAGGGCAGCGCCAUUUCGCGGGUGUAGGCGGACAUUCACGGAUUCAAUGGGAUUAUAACCGCGUAGCCUGCUGCGUGUUAUGGACUUGUAUAUUAUCUUGAAAGCGCGGUUUGUGACGUGCGGCCUUGAAUAAUCACGGCAGGACGACACGUUGAAUGUGUACUGCAAUCCGUGAUGGCGAGGGUCUGCACUUUAAAGGAUGCAUGCUGGACAGGUCAUGUUCUGGAUGGGGGAUUGGGAUGGUUCUU
Molecule: messenger RNA, 1734 nt
Organism: Chlamydomonas reinhardtii
Lineage: Eukaryota; Viridiplantae; Chlorophyta; Chlorophyceae; Chlamydomonadales; Chlamydomonadaceae
Exons: 6
Coding region: 127-879 (250 amino acids)
Source: RefSeq, a predicted model, not a curated record